Solanum lycopersicum (tomato) is the source of this 1306-nucleotide messenger RNA. RefSeq names its product flavanone 3-dioxygenase 3-like. The record is from RefSeq and is a predicted model, not a curated record. NCBI's taxonomy places the organism in Eukaryota, Viridiplantae, Streptophyta, Magnoliopsida, Solanales, Solanaceae.
CAGGAAGAAUAACACAAUAAGGCAUGGGAAAAAUAAUGGAAAGUUCAGCUUCACCAAAUGGUUCAUUUACUAGUGCCAUGACACUUACUGAAGAGGAACUAACCUGUGUUCCCAAGCGUUAUAUCCUUCCACCAUCCUUACGGCCCAAUUGUACCUUGCCAAUUGUGGAUCUAUCUUAUCUGCAAUACCCUCAUCUUCGAUCUCAGAUAAUUCAGGAAGUACACCUGGCUUGCAAGAAAUUUGGUUUCUUCCAGGUAAUUAACCAUGGAAUCCCAAUGUCAGUCAUGAAAGAUGCCAUAGAAGUUGCGAGUGAAUUCUUCAAUUUACCAACUGAAGAGAAAAGACAUCUCUUGUCUUCAAAUGUUCAUGACCCCGUAAGAUAUGGUACCAGUCUAAAUCAUGUCAAAGACAAAGUAUACUUUUGGAGAGACUUCCUCAAGCACUAUGCUAAUCCAACCUCAACGUGGCUCGACUUUUGGCCAUCAAAUCCCACAAGUUACAAGAAGAAAAUGGGAAACUACACAGUGGCAGCACAAAAGUUGCAAGAAGGACUCAUGAAAAUGAUAUUUGAGAGCUUAGGACUAAACAGUAAUUACUUACAUGAAGACAUUACAGAAGGUUCCCAGGUCAUGGCAGUCAAUUGCUAUCCAGCAUGUCCUGAGCCAGAUCUUACUCUAGGAUUGCCACCACAUACAGAUUACGGUAUGCUAACGAUCAUUCUUCAAAACCAUCUGGGCUUACAAACCAUGGAUCGAGAUGAAAAGUGGCAUUCAGUUCCACUCAUUGAAGGGGCUCUCAUUGUUCAAUUGGGAGAUCAAAUGGAAGUAUUGAGCAAUGGUAGAUACAAAAGUGUUCUUCAUCGAGCAACAGUUAACUCAGAAAUAAAGCGCAUUUCAAUUGCAAGCCUUCAUAGUCUAGCUUUAGGUAAAAAAGUUAGACCUGCAUCAGAGCUUGUCAAUGAACAACAUAUCUUAUCCUAUAAAGAAGGAGGCUUCAGUGAUUUUCUAGAUUUCAUUUCUGGAGAAGAUAUCGUAGAAGCUAAGUAUAUAGACAAAUUAAAAAUAAACUCAUGAAGAUUAUGAGAAAUGAACAGCAGAGCAGAGCAGAGCAAAGCAUACAAGAAAUCUCUUCUUUAACAAAUUCUAUGCCACACAACCUCUGUAUCCGUACUGUUUAAAUACACACGCACAUAACUAGUAAUUAUUUGUUCUAAUACUAAUAUCAAUCGUCAGGGUCUCUUCAUUCUUCAUGUACAAGAUCUCACUAUGACAAAUAAAUUUUCAAACAAAGUUUAUCAGUUCAUUUA